UGACAGUUGUAAUGUAACAGUGCUCAUCCUAUUUUUUAUAUCUCCUUGCAUUUUGAUACAAAAUAUUAGUAAUUCGCGAAGUGGUAUUACGUGAACAAGAUGAAAAUACGAUCCCACGCACUUCGGGAACGGUGGAAUGCGGUUCGCUAGCGUCGAGUGAUAUGUCUACGAGGAGCGGUGCGAGCGCGAUCCGAGCGCGCCGCGGCCACAAGGAGCGCUCCAAGAAUUUUACCGAGCUGGAGAAGCGCACCGUGCUCGAACUGAUCGCGCGCCACCGCGACGUACUGCGCCAGGGCCGCUCCAACAACGCCACAAACCGCAGCAAACAGCUGGUGUGGUCUACGAUCUGCGAGGAGGUGAACAAGCGGUGCGGAGGCGAGCGACCGCGCACUCCCGCGCAGGUCAAGAUGUGGUACGAGAACUACAAGAAGAAAUGCAAAAUGCGCGCACACGACACACAGCAGCCCACUCCCGAUGCGUCGUCCGGUAUUCUCGACGGAAUGUUGUGGCAGAGCAUACACCCUCUAGAUGUCAAAGAUGAGGAGGGUGAGGCCACUACCAGCGUGGAAGGUUCGCACAGCAUCAAGGAUGACGACUGCAUACCCGUUAAUAUGUCAAACGGACGACUUUCGAGCACGAACGACAGCGACGAUACGAUGCCUAACGUCCUCGAACCGCAGGUACAAAUCAUCCCCCAGUCCUCGCCCACGCCUCCCCCACACAAAACGGGCCCAAACCCAGCCAUCAACCCCCUAACCCUCGCACCCCAUAUACUAGCCAACCCCUUACAAGCUCUGGAGCAAGCCAGGAUACAGCAAAAUUUCCUGCAGAAAUUGAACGAAAUGUCAAAUACUCCAUUAAAUUUAAGUCACCUCGACGACGAGAAGAGAAGAAAUGGCCACGACAGGAGUCAAGAGAAGACUGAUGAGCAAAUAAAACACGACUGCGGCAACGCCACGGAAGAAGAGAGACUCUACUUCUCUGCCAAGAGACAGCACGCGAUAUGGGAACACGAGGCCAAAAUGAAAAUAUUAAACAUGGAGCUCAGACAAAAGGAAGAGAUAUUCUCACUGCAGAAACAACUCUUCCUUAUCGAGCUGAGAUUGAAAAUGGACUUUCUGGAAAAAGCGAGCGGGAAAUAGCGACGCUUAAAAGCGCUGGGGUCUCGGCAUUCUUUACCCUUUUUAGGGUUGAAGUGAUACUUUUUAAGUGACAAAAGUCAUAUCUGUCACUGCCACUUUUUACAACCGUUGAUAUUUAAAAUAUUCAUCCAAGGUUGUAUGUGGAAGCUCAUUUUUAAAUAAGAUUGUAAGUGGAAACUUUCUAAAUACAUGUUAUCGCCAUAGGCGACCAGUGUUGCCACUUAGGAAAAAACUAAAUAUAAUUUUUUAUAAAAUUGUACUUAAUAAGUACAAACUGUGUCAGUUGGCUUGAAAAGUCUUUCAUUAAACCGAGAUUAAAAAUAUACUUUUUUUUUUGUACACUUAACAUGAUUAAUUGUGGCAACACUGAAUGUAUUGAUAAUAUUUUCACAAUGUGCCAUCAUUUGUAGUUACGGAUUUACACGCCUUUUGUUUUCAUGCUUUUUAACAUUAAUAUAAUUUUGUUUGAAGUCUUUC
Papilio machaon (common yellow swallowtail) is the source of this 1619-nucleotide messenger RNA. RefSeq lists its product as uncharacterized. The coding region runs from base 162 to 1142 and encodes 326 amino acids. NCBI's taxonomy places the organism in Eukaryota, Metazoa, Arthropoda, Insecta, Lepidoptera, Papilionidae. The transcript is spliced from 6 exons. The record is from RefSeq and is a predicted model, not a curated record.